UAAAAUAAUCUGACAUUUUGAGAUGGUUGUGGUUAUGCCACAAAUGUCAGUUUUUGUGUUUAAUUGUAAUUUUACCAGUAUUUUUAUUUAAAAAAAAUCAUUAGAGUAAGAAAUAAAGAUGGCUAAUAAAGUGCAACUAUUUAAAACAUUGCGGACUGUAAAUAAUCAGGGUUUAAAGUUUUAUGCGACAGCAGCAGAUACUAAAUCUGCCCGAAACAAAACUUUUUCUGUAUACAGAUGGAACCCUGAUACCCCGCAAAAAAAGCCUUAUCUGCAGGACUAUACUGUAGAUCUAAAUCAAUGUGGGCCUAUGAUUUUAGAUGCUCUUAUUAAAAUAAAAAAUGAGAUUGACCCAACCCUAACUUUCAGAAGAUCUUGUCGCGAAGGCAUAUGUGGAUCAUGUGCAAUGAAUAUUGGGGGUGUGAAUACUUUAGCUUGCAUAAGUAACAUUGAUAAAGAUACUAGUAAAGCCACUAAAAUUUAUCCUCUCCCUCACAUGUAUGUAGUGAAAGAUCUAGUUCCAGAUAUGAAUAACUUUUAUAAACAAUAUAAGUCUAUACAGCCCUGGCUUCAAAGAAAAGAUAACAAAAAUAUUGGUGAUGAACAAUAUUUACAAAGUAUAAAGGAUCGUGACCAAUUAGAUGGGUUAUAUGAGUGCAUAUUGUGUGCUUGUUGUUCAACUUCUUGCCCAAGUUAUUGGUGGAACAGUGACAAAUUCUUGGGUCCUGCGGCAAUCAUGCAGUCUUACCGAUGGAUAAUUGAUUCAAGAGACACCAAUACUCAAGAAAGACUGGAAAAAUUAAAAGAUCCUUUCUCUGUAUUCCGAUGUCAUACUAUCAUGAAUUGCACAAAUUGUUGCCCUAAGGGUCUAAAUCCUGCUAAGGCAAUAGCAGAAACUAAAAAACUAUUAGGAGGAAUUGCUAAAAAGAAGGAACCUGAUAUGAACAGUGUUUGACUUAAUAAAAAAAAUCUAAUUAACAAAUACGAGCAAUUUAUAAUAGAUUACGUUUGAAAGUGUAUUUUUAUUAGCAUUAAGAUUGAUGGAUACUUAAAUAAAAAUCUGUUAGUA
Agrilus planipennis (emerald ash borer) is the source of this 1069-nucleotide messenger RNA. It is a transcript of the gene SdhB, whose product is annotated as succinate dehydrogenase [ubiquinone] iron-sulfur subunit, mitochondrial. NCBI's taxonomy places the organism in Eukaryota, Metazoa, Arthropoda, Insecta, Coleoptera, Buprestidae. The transcript is spliced from 6 exons. The record is from RefSeq and is a predicted model, not a curated record. Gene Ontology annotation, cellular component: mitochondrial membrane. Gene Ontology annotation, biological process: respiratory electron transport chain; tricarboxylic acid cycle; aerobic respiration. Gene Ontology annotation, molecular function: electron transfer activity; 2 iron, 2 sulfur cluster binding. The coding region runs from base 119 to 955 and encodes 278 amino acids.